Messenger RNA from Sceloporus undulatus (fence lizard), 1089 nucleotides. It is a transcript of the gene OAZ1, whose product is annotated as ornithine decarboxylase antizyme 1. Gene Ontology annotation, molecular function: ornithine decarboxylase inhibitor activity. The record is from RefSeq and is a predicted model, not a curated record. Gene Ontology annotation, biological process: positive regulation of protein catabolic process. Gene Ontology annotation, cellular component: nucleus; cytoplasm. Lineage: Eukaryota; Metazoa; Chordata; Lepidosauria; Squamata; Phrynosomatidae.
AUGCCGCGCCUGCCCCGCCAACGCCGCCGCUUGGGAGUGUUUUGUAAAUGGCUGCUGGCCGGAUGGGUUGUGAGCGUUUUCCCCGAGGGGAACGGAGUCUGUGCUGCAUCUGCCGGGGUGACGCAAGCGGCGUUGAGCCUGCCGGGCGACGGAUGUUCCAGGGUGGCCUUCAAUUGCUGUAGUAACCUGGGUCCAGGGCCUCGGUGGUGCUCCGAUGCCCCUCACCCACCCCUGAAGAUCCCAGGUGGGCGAGGGAAUAGUCAGAGGGAUCACAAUCUUUCAGCUAAUUUAUUUUAUUCUGAUAAUCGGCUGAAUGUAACAGAGGAAAUAACAUCCAAUAACAGGACAAGAAUCCUCCAUGUCCAGUCCAGGCUGACGGAUGCCAAACACAUCAGUUGGAGAACAGUGUUGAACAACAACAACUUAUACAUUGAAAUUCCCAAUGGCACUCUGCCAGAAGGGAGCAAAGAUAGUUUUGCAGUUCUUCUGGAGUUUGCUGAAGAACAGCUCCAAGUUGACCAUGUGUUUAUUUGCUUCCACAAGAACAGAGAUGACAGAGCCUCGCUGCUCCGUACUUUCAGCUUCUUGGGCUUUGAGAUUGUGAGACCGGGGCAUCCCCUUGUCCCUAAGCGACCCGACGCUUGCUUUAUGGCCUACACCUUCGAACGAGACUCUUCGGAAGAAGAAUAGAAUUUGCAGUGUUUUUGCCUUGUAGAGCUUUUUCUUGUCCUUUGUCAGAAGAUGAAAUCUGUAGAAAUUUUGUCAACAUCUUAUACAUACGCAUAUCUACGUGUGUGUGUGUGUGUUGUGCGUGCGCAUAAAUGACUUCUUUGUAUGGAUUAUUGUGUCAGGCUGCUCUGGUGGUGAUGGUGGUGAUUGGGGAGAUGUUGAAAAUUUCCAACUUUUGUCAUCUUUCUUUCUCUCUCCCACUUUCUCUUUUCUCCCUUGCAUUUUGUCCGCAUGUUGUGACCGUUCAAAAAUAAAUGCUCACUCCAAAUUAGCAGUAUAUUUCUUGGAAGUUUAAUAUUGUGUGUUUGUGAUACUGAAGUAUUUGCUUUAAUUCUAAAUAAAAGUUUAUAUUUUACUUUA